Penicillium expansum is the source of this 1158-nucleotide messenger RNA. It is a transcript of the gene fpaI, whose product is annotated as putative methionine aminopeptidase, type I. The transcript has 5 exons. NCBI's taxonomy places the organism in Eukaryota, Fungi, Ascomycota, Eurotiomycetes, Eurotiales, Aspergillaceae. The coding region runs from base 1 to 1158 and encodes 385 amino acids. Gene Ontology annotation, biological process: proteolysis. The record is from RefSeq and is a predicted model, not a curated record. Gene Ontology annotation, molecular function: metalloaminopeptidase activity.
AUGUCCAAUCCCGAGAACCAGUGUUCUGGGGCCGAUUGCGACAAUGAAGCUGGGACAUUACAAUGUCCGACAUGUCUGAAGCUGGGUGUCAAAGGCAGCUAUUUCUGUGAUCAAGACUGCUUCAAAAGAAAUUGGAUUACACACAAGGCGAUCCAUAAAACACAAAAUGCUGGCCAAUUCUACGACCCAUUUCCGGGAUUCCCAUAUACUGGCUCUGUCAGACCUGUAUACCCACUCUCCCCGCGACGACCUGUCCCUAAGACAAUCAAGCAUCCUGACUGGGCCAAAACUGGCAUUCCACGUCGUGAGAUGCGCUUGAGCGGGUCGAAAUGCGACAUCUUAGAUGCACAGGGUCAGGAGGCCAUGCGCAAAGUGUGCAGACUUGCUCGAGAAGUACUCGACAUCACUGCUGCGGCGAUAAAGCCUGGCGUAACCACAGAUUACCUGGAUGAAAUCUGUCACAAUGCUUGCGUCGAGCGAGAGUCAUAUCCUUCUCCGCUUAAUUACAACCACUUCCCCAAGUCAUUGUGUACAUCUCCGAAUGAGGUUGUAUGCCAUGGGAUUCCCGAUCAGCGAGUUCUUCUUGAUGGUGACAUACUUAACCUUGAUAUUUCUCUAUAUCACGGCGGAUAUCACGCCGAUGUGAAUGAGACCUACUACGUUGGUGACAAGGCCAAAUCGGAUCCAGAGUUGAUCAAACUUAUUGAAACGACACGGCAGGCGUUGGACAUGGCUAUCGAGAUAAUCAAACCAGGUGUACCGAUUCGAGAGUUUGGUAAGAUCAUUGAGAAGCACGCAACCUCUAGGGGCCUUGUCGUUGUCAAGAAUUGGGGCGGCCACGGUAUCAACUCGGAAUUCCAUCCUCCGCCUUGGAUCCCUCACUACGCGAAGAACAAGGCUGUGGGAACAUGUAAACCUGGGAUGACAUUCACGAUUGAACCUAUCUUGGCUUUGGGCAGCAGCCGCGAAGUGUGUUGGCCAGAUGACUGGACAAACGUUACAGUGGACGGCAAAAGGACAGCACAAUUCGAACAUACCAUGCUUGUCACAGAAACAGGCGUCGAGGUUUUGACGGCAAGACUGGAGAACUCUCCAGGAGGACCAGUUCCUAUACCGGGGGUUGCAAACGGAGAUACAAAUGGCAAAGUAAAGAACUAG